This is a messenger RNA of Acytostelium subglobosum LB1, 213 nucleotides long. RefSeq lists its product as hypothetical. The coding region runs from base 1 to 213 and encodes 70 amino acids. NCBI's taxonomy places the organism in Eukaryota, Evosea, Eumycetozoa, Acytosteliales, Acytosteliaceae. The record is from RefSeq and is a predicted model, not a curated record. The transcript has a single exon.
AUGUCCAAAGUAUCUACAUCGAAUGAUGAUGUCCAAGACACUGCAGAGUUCUUCAACACCAACAAGACGACUGAGAACAUUCUCAGGGUGUUCCAUGAAUACAUGAUCCAGGCCAACAACAUCAACAACCAGACCAUAUCCAGUUACUGCUGUGCACCGAGCACUGAGCACUCCAACACGUCAAUGUCAUCCGGAAUCACAGUAGAAUCCUGA